Messenger RNA from Mercenaria mercenaria, 2842 nucleotides. Its product is annotated as probable ATP-dependent RNA helicase DDX31. The transcript has 19 exons. Gene Ontology annotation, molecular function: nucleic acid binding; ATP binding; RNA helicase activity. Gene Ontology annotation, cellular component: nucleus. The record is from RefSeq and is a predicted model, not a curated record. Gene Ontology annotation, biological process: ribosome biogenesis. The coding region runs from base 637 to 2379 and encodes 580 amino acids. Lineage: Eukaryota; Metazoa; Mollusca; Bivalvia; Venerida; Veneridae.
AUAGGUGGGUACGAAUAUUCGCCCCAGGUGCCAUGCGAGAAUCGUAAAACGAAAGCAAUAGUAAAUAAUGAAGAUGUCAGACGAUAUUGAUUCAAAUAUCAGUUUGAAUAUCAAUAUAUCAAGCAAGAUAUCGUCUCAGCUGGACUCUAGAAACCGUAUUAAAGGAAACAGGGGUCAAAGAAUUAAAGCAAGAAAGUCAUUGAAGGAGUUCAAAAAGAAGCAUGGAACAUCUUAUGUACCAGAACAUCAGUCUGCAGAACAUGAUAACAGUGUUACCCAGAUAGAACAAAGAGCUAUAAAAAAGAUCGGCAACUUGAAAGGCAUAUAGAGCAAAUCUCGCCAAAAAAAACGUGACAACUGAAUGAGAUCUCGUUUACCGGAAGUGAUGCGUUCUCCACGUGCCAUUUUGUAUGCGAAAGAAAUUAUUCAUCGUCAGUGCAAGGUGAAGAAAGCAGGAAGUUGACAGAGUAUAAUACAGAACAAAAACUUGAAAAACAUAAAAAGUCAGGAAUUGUGAUCUCAUCCUUGUUCUCCCACAAUCCAGAUAUCCCAGCUGUUAAAAGUUGCCAUGUUACCCAGGUGAAGGAAGAUUUAUUUUCAUCAGACUGUUUUCAGGAUGCACCUUUACACCCAUAUAUGAAAAGUAAUCUAGAGAAAUUAGGUUUUACCAAAAUGACAGCUGUUCAACACCAGACGAUACCACUUCUUGUCAGUGGCCGUGAUCUGCUGGUUAAAUCACAAACUGGCUCAGGUAAAACCAUGGCAUAUGUGAUACCUAUUGUAGAGAAGUUAUGCACGCUGUCUCCAAAACUUAAGAGAUCUGAUGGAUGCUUAGCCAUUAUCAUAGUGCCAACUCGAGAGUUGGCUUUGCAAAGUUAUGAUGUAUUUGUCAAGUUGUUAAAGCCAUUCACUUGGUUAGUGCCAGGAUGCAUCAUGGGUGGGGAAAAAAGAAAGGCAGAAAAGGCAAGGUUACGGAAGGGUAUAAAUAUAUUGGUGGCCACUCCAGGUCGACUCCUAGAUCACAUAGAAAAUACACAGAGUCUGCUACUAGACAAGAUAAAAUGGCUAGUGCUGGAUGAGGCUGAUAGGUUGUUCGAUCUUGGGUUUGAAGAAAAAGUUUCUAAAAUAGUACAAGCUAUAAAUAAACAGAGCUUGGAAAGACAGACGGUACUUCUCUCAGCAACAUUAUCUCAAGGUGUUGAAAAGUUGGCUGGUAUGUCAUUAAAUAAUCCACAGAAAGUUUCCAUCACAGAAAGUAGCCCAGAUAAUCCAUUGUCAGUUAAAUCAUCUAGCAAUGCUUCUGGCAAACAUCACACAACAGUGGAGGACCUAUCUAAACAAGAAAACAAAGAAGUGUUUGCAUUACCCAAAAGUUUGAAACAGUAUUUUGUAGUAACACCAUGUAAACUACGACUUGUUGUGUUGCUGACACUGAUACUCACAAAAUGCAAGAGAGAACUACAAAAGAAGAUGAUUGUAUUUACAUCAACACAGGAUGGUGUGGAAUUUUUGUACAGACUGGUUCAGCAUCUCAGUAAAUAUCCUAGUACUGGAAGUGAUGUGGAAGAUUCAGAUUCAGAAAAUAGAACCAGUCUAGAUGUAUACCAUCUGCAUGGUGACAUGACACAGAAGGAUAGAACAGCAACAUUUCAUGAUUUCUGCAGUGCCAAGUCUGGUGUAAUGCUGUGUACAGAUGUUGCUGCCAGAGGUCUACAUCUGCCAUUUGUACAGUGGGUGAUACAAUAUACUUGCCCUGCUGGUGUCACAGAGUAUGUUCACAGGGUUGGUAGAACUGCUAGAGCUGGAACAACUGGUAGCACUGUCAUGUUUCUUUUGCCAUCAGAAAUAGAGUUUGUGCAACAUCUAAAUGGAAACAACAUUAGUAUUGAAGAGUUAAAGCUUGGUAUGGUACUAGAAGAUGUAACAAAAUUACUGCCCAGUCUUCCAGGUGUAGAAGAAACACAGAGACAAGCUCCAAGAACAGUAGAAGAGGCAGCAACCUAUCUACAGAACUGCUGUGAAUUGUAUGUGAAGAAUGGAAAUGAUAUGGAUAGCCUUGCAAAGAGAGCCUUUCAGUCAACAAUACGUGCUUAUGCCACAUACCCACAUAACCUGAAGUCAGUAUUCCAGAUACGAAAUCUUCAUCUUGGCCAUACUGCCAAGACAUUUGGUUUGAGGGAAGCACCGUCACAUAUUGGACAUGUUAGUGGCUUGAAUUCUGGCAGUAGAAAACGUAAACAUACAGAACAGGAUCACAGAUCAAAAAUGAAGAUGAAAAAGCUGGAUACAGUCUCAGAAUAUAAAAGUCCUCUAGUUUUCACCAAAGAUAAGAAAGUUUCAAAUAGAAAAAGACAGAAAAAUGUCAAGAAAAGGCACUGAGUUUUAUUUUUUGUCGAGCCUGCUUGUGUUGAGCUCGAUAUAGUUGUAACUUAUGGUGGGUCAGUGUAUGUACGUGCGUGCGCCCGUGCGAUUUUGUCCAGACCAUAACUUUGACAUGCAUAAACCAAUCAUGUUUAUAUUUGGCAUGAAUGUUUACCCCAAUGAGAAGGAGUGCCAUGCGCAAGGUCACAGUUGUAGGUCAAAGGUCAAACUGAAGUUUGUCCAGAGCAUUUCUUUUUCAUGCAUGGUGGGAUUUUAAUGUAACUUUGCAUGAAUGUUCACCAUUAUGAAACGGAGUGUCAUGCACAAGAACCAGGUCCCUAGGUCUAAGGCAAGGGUCACACUUAGAGGCCGAAGGUGCUGGUGGGCUCGACAUUCUGCCCUGAGCAUGCAGAAUGUAUUUUGUUGUUAUUUGAAAUAAAUGUUAUCACCAAGUUAUCUUUGAAAUAAAUUUAUUAUAAUA